Messenger RNA from Adineta ricciae, 4521 nucleotides. Lineage: Eukaryota; Metazoa; Rotifera; Eurotatoria; Adinetida; Adinetidae. The record is from the annotation of a GenBank genome assembly.
AUGGCUACGGUCAAAGAAAUUAUUCCAGUUGAAGAACAUAUUUCAACAAUUUAUAAACGUAGUUUAAAUUCACCUCGAGGUUUAGCAACGUUAAAUGAUACUAGAUCAUCAUUCAAUAGCAUAUUUUUGAUUAAACAUUAUCUAAAUCAUUUUAAACGAAUAUUGAUUUCAACGCUAUUUGUCAUCAUAUCUAUAACAAUUGGUGUAGUAAUUGUUAUUUAUAAUAUAUAUAAACCACCAAAUCCGAUCUGUUUAUUUACAUUUAAAACGAUCAUAACGAAUUCUGAUAGUAUAAAUUCUCGUCCGAUAUCAAUUGUUUUUGGCGAUUUUAAUAAUGACAAAAUAUUAGAUGUUAUUGCAAGCAACUCUGCUAUUAAUAAUAUUGGAAUAUUUAUCGGAGAUGGCAUUGGUGGGUUUAUGAGCCCAUAUUUUCAUUCAAUGGAAACUAGUAGUUAUCCACGUUCUCUAGCCGUUAGCGAUUUUAACAAAGACAACCAUUUAGAUGUUGUCGUUGCCAAUUUUUAUAGUCACACUCUAGACAUUUUGCUUGGUAAUGGUCAUGGAAAUUUUACCAAGCAUGUAUCUUAUUUUACAGGAGUAGCACAACCAUUCUAUGUUACCGUAAGUGACAUCAAUCAUGAUAAUCAUUCAGACAUUAUUGUAAUCAAUUAUGGAACUAAUACAUUAGAUAUAUAUCUUGGAACGAAUAAUGUUAAUUUUGAAAGAUCAAUUAGUUAUUCCACAGGUUAUGAUUCUAUCCCAUAUUAUGUUGUCAUUGUUGAUUUAAAUGAUGAUACAUGGCUCGAUAUUAUCGUUGCUAAUCAUGGUACUAAUACAAUUGGAAUCUUUUUUGGAUAUGGUAAUGGAAAUUUUUCCAAUCAAAUUAUCUUUUCUACUUAUCCUGAAUUGCAUCCAUAUUCUCUUGUUGUUGCUGAUUUUAAUAAUGAUAAAUAUUUAGAUAUUAUAGUAGCCUAUUUCGAUACAAACAAUAUCGGUAUUUUCCUUGGCAAUAAAGAUGGAACAUUUAAAAAUAAUGAUUUAAUUCCUGUUGGUGUUAAUGGACCUAUACAUAUGGUUAUGAGUGAUUUUAAUAAUGAUGCCGAAUUGGACAUUGCUGUCUCAUUAUCAAACAAUAAUAUGAUAAAAAUUUUCCUUGGUUUUGGUAAUGGAAGUUUUAGAAAUUCCAAUUCUUAUAUGACUGGAUAUGAAUCAUAUCCAUUUUCAAUUAUUGUAGAAGAUUUUAAUAGAGAUAAUCGAUCGGAUUUACUUGUUGUUAAUAAUGGUACAAACAAUAUUGGUGUAUUUCUUGGAUAUGAUCCUGGUGCUUUUCAAAAUCAAAUUACAUAUGAAACAGAUUUAAAUCCAAGAUCCAUUGCUCUUGCUGAUUUUAAUAAUGACACUUAUCUUGAUUUUGUCAUUGCAAAUUAUAAAUCACAUAAUGUUGGAGUAUUUCUUGGAUUAGGUGAUGGAAAUUUUACUAAACAAAUUACAUAUUCAUCAGGUACACUGUCUGGUCCAUAUUCUGUUGCUGUCAAUGACAUGAAUAAUGAUAAUCAAUUAGAUAUUGUUACUGCUAAUUUUGAUAGUAGUACAAUGGGAAUUCUAUUUAAUCGUGGUAAUACAAUAUUUGCUAAUGCAACAACAUACUCAACGGGUACAAAUACUGGUACAUCUUCAGUAGUUAUUGGUAAUUUAAAUAAUGAUCAAUGGUUAGAUAUUGCUGUUACAAAUUAUUAUGGAGACAAUAUUGGAAUAUUUUUUGGAUUAGGGUAUGAAAUAUUUUCUAACCAAAUAUCAUAUUCAACAGGAAUAUUUUCUGGUCCAAUUGCGAUCAAUGUUGGUGAUUUUGAUAAUGAUAAAAAUGUUGAUAUUGUUGUUGCCAAUUCUGUUGUUAAUACUGCGGGAAUUUUUUAUGGAUUCGGUAAUGGAACAUUUACUCAACAAAUAGAAUAUUCAACAGGAUUUUUUGCGCGACCGUAUUCAAUUGCUGUCAAUGAUUUAAAUAAAGAUGGCCUAUUAGAUAUUGUCGUUGCUAAUCGUCAUAGUGAUGCUGUUGGUAUAUUAUUUGGAAUAGGUAAUAGAAAAUUUGCUACUGUAGUUACAUACAAAACAGGUUCAUAUUAUACUCCAUAUUCAGUGGAUAUUGGUGAUUUUAAUAAUGAUGAUUGUUUCGAUAUUGUAGCUGCUAAUCGUGAUGUUAGUAAGAUAAGUAUUUUUCUUGGAUUAGGUAAUGGAACAUUCCACGAUCAAAUUAUAUAUUCGCUUCCAGAUGAUUCUCGUCCAUCAUGUGUUAUUACAGGAGAUUUGAAUAACGAUCAUCGAUCAGAUCUUAUAAUAGCCAAUACAAAUAAAAAUAAUGCUGGUAUAUAUCUAAGUUAUGAUAAUGGAGCUUUAAUGGAUCAAAGAGUAUAUUCAACAGGAUCUGCUGCUCGUCCAAUGUCAGUUGCUGUGGGAGAUUUUGAUAAUGAUAAAAGACCUGAUGUUGCUGUUGCUAAUUUUGGUACAAAUACUAUUGAUAUACGAACUCAAUCAAAUACAGGAAAUUUUGAAAAUCAAAGAAUAUAUUCUACUGGUUCAAAUUCAAAUCCAAUUUCAAUCGCUACAGGUCAUUUUAAUAAAGAUAAUUGGUUAGAUAUCGUUGUCGCAAAUUAUGCUAGUAGUACGAUUGAUAUAUUUCUUGGAUUUGGUAAUCGAACAUUUUCAAAUCAAUUUACAUAUUCUACAGGUACUAAUGCUUUUCCUUUAUCAGUAACUGUUGCUGAUUUAAAUCAUGAUAAUCUAUCAGACAUCGUUGUUGCAAAUUCUAAUGUAAAUUAUAUUGGUGUGUUUCUUGCUGAUACAUAUACAUUAUUGAAAAAUCCAAUUAUGUAUUCAACAGGAUCAAUUACAGGACCAUAUUUUAUUAAUGCUGCCGAUUUUAAUCAUGAUAAUUACACAGAUAUUGUUGCUGCUAAUUAUGUUACAAAUAAUAUUGGAAUCUUUUUUGGUACGGAGAAUGGAACAUUUACUAAUCUAACAAACUACUCUACAGGUUCUAUUCCGCGAUCAAUUGCUAUUGGUGAUUUAAAUAACGAUAAUCAUUUAGAUAUUGUCGUUUCUAAUUCGGGUUCGGAUAGUAUUGGAAUUUUAUUUGGAUAUAGUAAUGGAAGUUUUGCUCAACAGAUGGUCUAUUCAACAGGCAUUAGUUCUAAUCCAUAUUUUGUAGUUUUAAAUGACUUAAACAACGAUGAACGACUUGAUAUUGUAGUUGCUAAUAAUGGUAUGGGAAGUUUUGGAAUCUUUUUUGGAUUAGGUAACGGAACAUUUACUAAUCAAAUAGUUUAUUCAAUGGAUUUUUCCUCUAAACCAUAUUCUAUAGCAAUUGGUGAUUUGAAUAAUGAUAAUUACUCAGAUAUUGUUGUAGCUAAUUAUGGUGAUGUAACAAUUGCAAUUUUUUUAGGAUUAGGAAAUGGAACAUUUACUUCUCCUAUUACAUAUAAAACAGGAACAAAUUAUGGUCCAUGUUUUGUUACUUUAAAUUAUUUUAAUAAUGACAAAUAUUUGGAUAUUGCUAUUGCUAAUUAUGAUGAUAGUAAUAUCGGAAUCUUUCUUGGAUUUGGUAAUGGAACAUUUAGUAAUCAAGCAAAAUACUCAACAGGUGCUGGCACAUGUCCGUAUGCAGUUUUAGCUGGUGAUUUCAAUAAUGAUUAUCAAAUAGACCUUGCUGCUGUUACCUAUUAUGGUAAUACAAUUGAUAUUUUUCUGGGAUUUGGUAAUGGAAUUUUUGGAGAAAAAGUAUCUUAUUGGAUUCGUGAUGGUUCUUUAGCACUAUCUUUAAUUCUGGCUGAUUUUAAUAAUGAUAAACUUCUCGAUGUAGCUGUUGCCAAUAGUGGUACAUCUGAUAUAAGUAUAUUUUUAGGAUAUUGUUGCGAACCUUUUCGAAAUCAAAUAACAUAUGACACUGGAGAUAGUUCUUAUCCACAUUCGACAAUUCUUAGUGAUUUGAACAAUGAUUAUAAUUUUGAUAUUAUUGUUGCAAAUUAUGGCACUAACAAUAUUGGUAUACUGUUUGGAUUGACUAAUGGAUCAUUUGAAGAACAAAAAACUUAUUUAAUUACGUCGGAUUAUUUUCCUCAUGCAAUUGCUAGUGCUGAUUUGAAUAAUGAUGGAUGGCAGGAUAUAAUCAUUGCUGGUCAUAAUACGAAUUUGAUUAUUGUAUUUUUAGGUAUUGGUAAUGGAUAUUUUACUAGUUAUACAUCCUAUUCAAUUGGUAUUAGUGUUCAUAUGUCGGCUGUAGUUAUAGGUGAUUUAAAUAAAGACAAUAAAUUGGAUAUAAUUGUUAGCAAUGAUGGAACUAAUAAUAUUGCCAUACUAUAUGGGUAUCAAAAUGGUACAUUUAGUUCUGUCGAUGUAUAUUCAACAGGCUACGGAUCUUUACCAAGUGCACUUGCUACUAGUGAUUUAAAUAAUGAUACACAAUUAGACAUUCUUAUACCUCAUCAAGGAAAAAAUACUGUUGAAAUUUUUUCAAAAUUUUGUUAA